AUGGAGUCUGUAGCAAAUAACGAAGUUGGUUUUGGCAUUCAUAAACUGGGCAACAAAUCAGUUCAUGGUAUUAUUAAGUGGCAGUAUUUGGCUUGCAGCAGACAAGGCUCUAAGAAUUUUAUACCUGGUGAUGCAUCCCAAUCAACUGAAGUGUCUAUUAGGAAGCGUAGGUGUCGGUCAUUUAGGUGUGAAUGUCUUGCUAAGCUCAACUUGAGGUAUCUUUCAGAUGGCAUGAGCAAAGAGUAUGAGGUUUAUCAGUUUGUUGAGUAUCAUAAUCACUUAAUGGUUGCGGAUGAGCAUAGACAUUUUAUGACGGCCAAUCGCAGUCUGGAUCCUAUCCAUCGGAGGUUUAUGGAGGAUUGUGGCAGGUAUUGCAUGAUUUUUGCUCCUUUCACUGGAAAAGAUAACCAUUCCAGAGCAGUUACAUUUGGAGCUGGCUUGUUAUCAAGUGAAGGUAGAGACUCAUAUUCUUGGUUGUUUGGCUGUUUUGUUCGAUGUAUGGGGGUAGCACCCAAAUUGAUUAUCACUGAUCAAGAUUGGGGGAUCAAACUUGCUGUUCAACAAGUAAUUUUACAAACAAGGCACCGAUGGUGCAUGUGGCAUAUUAUGGUUAAGGUGCCAGAUAAGUUGCCCAAAUCCUUGCUUGGUAAUGAAGAUUUCAAAAAAGAGUUGAAUGCAUGUGUUUGGUCUGAUUUGUUAGAGCCUGAUGAGUUUGAUAUAAUACGGAAUAAUAUAAUGGAAUGA
Messenger RNA from Salvia splendens (bonfire salvia), 744 nucleotides. RefSeq lists its product as uncharacterized. Bases 1 to 744 code for a protein of 247 amino acids. The transcript has 3 exons. The record is from RefSeq and is a predicted model, not a curated record. NCBI's taxonomy places the organism in Eukaryota, Viridiplantae, Streptophyta, Magnoliopsida, Lamiales, Lamiaceae.